Messenger RNA from Tarenaya hassleriana, 3849 nucleotides. RefSeq names its product topless-related protein 4. Gene Ontology annotation, biological process: regulation of DNA-templated transcription. NCBI's taxonomy places the organism in Eukaryota, Viridiplantae, Streptophyta, Magnoliopsida, Brassicales, Cleomaceae. The coding region runs from base 159 to 3569 and encodes 1136 amino acids. The record is from RefSeq and is a predicted model, not a curated record. Gene Ontology annotation, molecular function: protein binding. The transcript is spliced from 26 exons.
AUACCCCCAACGUCUCUCUCUCUCUCUCCUCUCUCUGAGUUCUCUCUCUCUCGAAGUCAAUUCAACAGGUAAAACCGUAUGCAUACACCUUCUCUGUACGUAUAUUCGGUGUUUCAUGAGUGAAAUUGGUACCGAUCUGUUGUUGUGGGAGGUAGGAAAUGUCGUCGCUCAGCCGGGAACUGGUUUUUUUGAUACUCCAGUUUUUGGACGAAGAGAAAUUCAAAGAGACUGUGCACAGACUGGAGAAAGAGUCGGGAUUUUUCUUCAACAUGAGGUAUUUCGAAGAUUGUGUAACAGCAGGUGAAUGGGACGAGGUAGAGAAGUACCUCGCUGGGUUCACCAAAGUUGAUGAUAAUAGAUACUCUAUGAAAAUAUUUUUCGAGAUUCGAAAGCAGAAGUACCUUGAAGCACUUGACAAGAAAGAUCAUGCUAAGGCCGUUGAGAUACUUGUGAAGGAGCUAAAAGUGUUCUCAACAUUUAACGAAGAGCUGUUUAAGGAGAUCACGAUGCUUUUAACCUUAUCGAACUUCAGGGAGAAUGAGCAACUCUCGAAGUAUGGAGAUACUAAGUCGGCAAGGGCAAUAAUGUUGGGUGAACUUAAGAAAUUGAUCGAAGCCAAUCCUCUCUUCCGGGAUAAACUCCAAUUUCCCAGUUUAAAGAACUCGAGACUGAGGACCUUAAUUAAUCAAAGUUUGAAUUGGCAACAUCAACUUUGCAAGCACCCAAGACCUAAUCCUGAUAUAAAAACACUCUUUGUGGACCAUACCUGUGGGCCUCCAAAUGGUGCACGUGCUCCUUCUCCUGCAACUAAUCCAUUGAUGAAUUCUGUCCCAAAAGUUGGUGGCUUCCUUCCGCUUGGUGCUCAUGGUCCAUUUCAGCCAACACCAGCUACUCUUACGACAUCUCUUGCAGGAUGGAUGCCUAAUCCAUCUGCUGUUUCACACCAAAGUGUUUCUGCUGGCCCUAUUAGCUUAGGUGCCCCGAACAGUGCAGCAUCUAUGCUAAAGCGUCCUAGGACUCCUCCAACAAAUAACCUGGCCUUGGACUAUCAGACAGCAGAUUCUGAAAGCGUAUUGAAGAGGCCUAGACCUUUUGGAAUAUCGGAUGAGGUUAAUAACCUUCCAGUUAAUGUUUUGCCAGUUGCAUAUCCAGGGCAGAGCCAUACACAUGCACCUUAUUCUAACGACGAUUUGCCCAAGAACGUUAGCAGGGUUUUGAGUCAGGGUUCUGCUGUUAAGAGCAUGGAUUUUCAUCCACUACAUCAAACUGUACUUCUUGUUGGUACAAACCUUGGUGAUAUUGCGAUAUGGGAGGUGGGUAGCAGGGAGAGGCUUAUUUCCAGAAGUUUUAAAGUUUGGGAUCUUAAUGCUUGCACUAUGAUACUUCAGGCAUCACUUGCGAACGAAUAUACUGCAGCAGUAAACCGAGUUGUUUGGAGUCCUGAUGGUGCCCUUCUGGGUGUUGCAUAUUCCAAGCAUAUUGUGCAUAUCUAUUCGUAUCACGGAAGUGAUGAUUUGAGAAAUCAUUUAGAGAUUGAUGCCCAUACUGGUAAUGUCAAUGAUAUUGCUUUCUCCCAGCCAAACAAGCAAUUGUGUGCAUUGACUUGUGGAGAUGACAAGACAAUCAAGGUUUGGGAUGCCGUUACUGGAAAUAAAUUGUACACAUUUGAAGGUCAUGAGGCACCUGUUUAUUCUGUUUGCCCGCACCAGAAGGAGAAUAUUCAGUUCAUAUUUUCAACUGCUGUUGAUGGCAAAAUAAAGGCUUGGCUAUAUGACAACAUGGGUUCUAGAGUUGAUUAUGAUGCACCAGGUCAAUCUUGCACAAUGAUGGCUUAUUGUGCUGAUGGAACAAGAUUAUUCUCAUGCGGUACUAGUAAAGAGGGAGAGUCGUUUCUCGUAGAAUGGAAUGAAAGUGAGGGAGCCGUCAAGCGUACCUACCAUGGACUAGGGAAACGAUCUGUGGGGGUUGUUCAGUUCGAUACCACUAAGAAUAAGUUUUUGGCAGCUGGUGAUGAAUUCCAAGUUAAAUUUUGGGAUAUGGAUAGUCUCAACCCCUUGACUACAACAAAUGCAGAAGGGGGAUUACCGUCAUCUCCUUGUUUAAGGUUCAACAAAGAAGGAACUCUGCUGGCUGUCUCAACCACUGAAAAUGGAAUUAAAAUACUAGCAAACGCCGAAGGUGCUAGGCUUCUGCGCUCCACUGAGGGUCGUGCCCUUGAAGCCUCUAGAGUUGCUCAUGGUUCCGCAAAGGGGUCUAUCAUUGGCACAUUUGGUGCACCGGGUUCAACCAGUGGGAUGAAUCUACCAGUUGCUGAAAGAAGUGGACCAGGGGCAUCUGUUACUGCAUUGAACGGAGAUAGCUGCAAUCUGCCUGAUGUGAAACCAAGAGUCCCUGAUGAAGUAGAGAAAUCAAAGAUCUGGAAGCUGAUCGAGAUCAAUGAACAAGCCCACCUUCGUACCUUGCGGCUUCCUGACAGUUUGCUACCAGCAAGGGUUGUUAAAUUGAUAUAUACGAAUUCUGGAGGUGCCAUAUUGGCACUAGCAGAAAAUGCUGUUCAUAAAUUAUGGAAAUGGCAAAAAAAUGAGCGGAAUCUCUCAGGAAAGGCAACCAGCAGUGUCCCACCUCAUCUAUGGCAGCCAUCGAGUGGAUUAUUAAUGACAAAUGACACACGCGAUGCAAACAAAGAGGAUGUAGUUCCAUGCUUUGCACUCUCUAAGAAUGAUUCUUAUGUCAUGUCGACUUCGGGAGGAAAGAUCUCCUUGUUCAACAUGAUGACAUUCAAGACAAUGACCACAUUUAUGGCUCCUCCUCCUGCGGCAACUUCUCUUGCAUUCCAUCCCCAAGACAAUAACAUUAUUGCAAUAGGAAUGGAUGAUUCAUCAAUUCAAAUCUACAAUGUUAGAGUCGAUGAGGUCAAGAGUAAACUGAAGGGUCAUCAGAAGAAAGUGACUGGUCUAGCCUUCUCAAACCUUCUAAACAUUCUUGUAUCAUCUGGUGCUGAUUCUCAGCUAUGCGUGUGGAGCAUGGAUGGGUGGGAAAAGCAAACUAGCAAACAGAUACAGAUUCCAAGCGGGCACACGCCAAAUCCCCUGGCUCAUACCCGUGUUCAGUUUCAUCAAGAUCAGACUCACGUUCUGGUUGUCCAUGCCAGUCAGUUAGCCAUAUACGAGACUCCCAAGCUGGAAUGUGUAAAGCAGUGGAUUCCACGGGAAUCAAGUGGUUCGAUCACGGAUGCUGUGUACUCGUGUGAUAGCCAGUUGAUCUAUGCAGCUUUUGAUGAUGGAAGCGUGAAUAUCUUGACCGCAACAACAUUGCAACUGAAGUGUCGUAUUGGCCCCAAUGCGUAUUUGCCUUCAAACCCGAGUUCCAGAGUGUAUCCAGCCGCCAUUUCAGCCCACCCGUCUGAACCAAACCAAUUCGCCGUGGGGCUCACAGACGGUGGGGUCCACGUCCUCGAGCCGCCAGUGGGUUUGGAAGGAAAAUGGGGCAUGUCUCCGCCACCAAAAGAUGGCGCAGGACCCAGUGGCUCCUCCGCGGCGGCGGCAGGGUCCGAUCAAACGCCGAGGUAACCGUUUUUUAUGUGCUAGUUCUCUCUCUGAUUCAUCGUAUCAUGUUAGCUAUGGGGAGCUGCAAUUAUUGUAGGAAAUUUGUAUACUUGAAUGAUUUGAGUAGACGUGUCAUUUGUAGUGCUUGAAAAAGCUUUUAAGAAAAAGUAGUUUCCAUCCAAAAACAGCUUCUUUAGCAUUUGGGUUUGUACUUUGUAGAUAUAUUGACAAGAUUAGAAAAAUGUUGAUAUGAUAGAUGAGAUGAUGAAAUGUUUUAUUUUCCUGAUAUUUUUUGGAUUCUUAA